AUGUUCGACACCGAGGUCGAUAUUUUGGGCGGAUUUGGCUACUACCUUCCGAUAAAAGACCAGUGCGACGAAUUGAAAGAAGAAGAAUACGAAAUGUUCAAUUUCAAAGAAUACAGCUGGAAGCAUUACGGAGCAAGGUCAAACGACAAACUUGGCAAAAUGAUCAUCCGGCAUUUCGAUCAAUUGGGCGUGUAUUUCUUCAGCGACCGAUUUUCUUUCGACGAUUUCCGACAAUUUUCACCGGAGACGAAGAAGAACACUGACGUCAGAGGACGAGUUGGAGACCUUCUUUUUGGUUUUCCGAGCUUCAAGGUGCCGGAAUCGUCUGAUAGCUUCUUUUGGUGGCUGAAAGGCGAUCAUUUCGGCGGAGAACACACUGUCAAUGGAGAAUGGAAGGUUUCCGCUUUGAAAGAUAUCGCUCGAGAUGGCGAGGGGCUCGAUGGAGGACCAGUUAUGCUCGUCCACAAGAACGAAAAGGAUGUGAUCAUUAUUUCUCCAGCAAGUUUGGCUUCAUUCUACUCUUACUUAGAUUAUUGGAUUUACACCAAAGACAAUGCUUACAGCAUGCUUUUGGAAGCAGCAGCUCGUCUUAAACUCAAGACUCCAGUAGAAGAUGAAACUUGUUUUGUUGAACAACUGGACCUCGAGUUUGGUACGUCGAGAGGCGCCCGAUCUCACAUCGGUGGAGCUUAUGAGGAGUUUGUGAAGAAACGAGAGGAUGGAACUGGUUUUGUCCCGUUUGAGUCGACUACUAUUCUUGUGACAUCGAAUCAAGGACCGAGAGCAGCUAUCGCGAAGUGGGGAGAUAUGAUCAAGGUCUUUGGAGCUAUGGGACUCUCCGAUGACUGCCCCUGCUCAACUUUUAAAGAAGACAUUGAAAAGAAUGAUUUUCCCCAACAUGCAAAAGCAAUGUUCACCACUGCUGUGGGGAGCUACUACGACGGGCUGGUUACAAAAGAUGGGAAGACUCAAGUUGAUUUGUCUGGCGAAUUGAUGGAACUUGGAAAGGAAUUGGUUGGUGGAGAUGCUCCUGUUCUGGUUAAUUAUUUUCACUUGGCCGACUGGUGGGCUGACACUGACGAAUUUGGCCUUAAGAAAUACAUGAACAAUCGAAAUAACAUUUGGGGCCCUCCCUCGCUAGAGCCUCCACAAACGGAGCCUCCAUCUUGUGACCGAUGGGGAACAGCAAAGAUUUAUUAUGAGCUGAGUCGAAAUUAUAAUCUCAACUUUGGGAUGGACUGUGAGUAUGGCUUUCCAACUGCAAAGCUAGAAAGUGUUCCUCAACUUCAAGAUCAAUAUCUUUGUGAAAGAGUCGACGCUAACGUUAGGCAAGAGAAAAUUCAUUCUGAACCAUAUUCUCGGAACAAAGUCUGCUGGAACGCAGAAAUAAAAGGAGGAGAUACAGACAGUCAUAUUCCUUGCCCGUACAGGGAUGAAUGCUGGUAUGGUGGAAUCACGAUCGUCAAUGAUAGACAAUACUGGAAAGCUCUUCCCGAAAUUAAGAAUUAUAAUACGCGUAGUGAUAUAUUUUUCAAUGAUCGAUGGUCUGGCUGUUCUCAAAUGACCAUCAGAUACACGAAAGAAGUUUUGAAUCAGCACUGUCGGGCGAACUUGGAAAUCGGCGGUGGAGAAGAGUGGCUUUUCACGAUGCACGAAGGCCUCUCUAACGCUGCAGUACCGGCUGGGACGAGGCCAAAGAAAGGUAUUGGAAUGACUUUCGCCAACGCAAAUCCCAGAAUCGGAAUCUACGCCGCCUUGCUCACCCAUGUCCAUUCUUUGGAGGUUACUUCUCCGUUCAACUUCGAUUACGGUUUGACAGGUCUUUUCACAAAUGCUCUUGGACUUCGACCGAUGACUGGUCCGAUCUUGAGUGGGGAGUACGACGGCCUGAACAACUACCAAUACCAAAAAAUCGACGCCGAAUUCCAAAUUGCUGCUGUUACUUUGAGCACUGGACCAGUCCGUUUCGGCGACCAAAAAGGAAAGUUCAAAUGGGCUAUCUUGUCAAAAUGCUGUCGAAAUGAUGGAGUCAUUUUGAAACCAGACGUGCCCGCAGCGCCGAUGGAUGCAGAUCUCGCUGGAAUCGGGAGCAAAGAAAAUGGACUUGGAAAAGGAACGGAGAUUCCAUCUUUGCAAGGAGCUGAUGAAAACACAGAAUUUUACUACAUUCGAUCACAACCAACUCGUGGAAACAAAUGCUCUUACACAAGUUCAGACGCAACGUUUACCUUCACUCCUCAAAGCAACUAUUCUCUCACGACUUUUGCAGAAAUCACCUUGUUGAACGACAGAAAAUUCGCGUUUUUGGGAGAUUUUUCUAAAAUUGUCGGAAUAUCUAAACAGCGUUUUGAAAAGUUCGUGAGCAACAACAACGCUGGAAAAUUCACGUUUUCAACUCUUGCUACAUCCGCCAAUCUGAAGGAUGAGAAGCCGCUUGAGGAUGAUUUGCUGGAACUUUCGGCUUGCUUUGAUGGAGAACUUAUUCAGCGAAUGGAAAACUACUUCGUAAAAUUUGCUCGAGAUGCGAAUUUUUCCUUCGAUGCAACUUCAAAAUCAUUCGUUUGCGAAAGCCCCGAAACUUGCUACAAAGGACCAGAAGUACCAGAUGACAAAUGCCCAGACGAAGAGCUCUACGAUGAAUGCUACACAAUCUGUCGACUAAACUAUCUUCAAUGCAGAAGUGAAUGCAGCGACCAUCUUUGCGAAAAUGCUUGUCUCGCCGAGUUUUCCGAGUGCUCUUCUUCCUGUCCUUGUGGAGAAAAGUGCCCAAACGGCUGCGAUAGCUGUGAAAACCCGAUUUGCUUGGAAAACUGCGAAGCCGCUGAAACUGACAACGAAAACUACAUCGAAUGCAGAGAAGACGCCCUGGAAUUUCAUACAAAUUGCAUUCGCUUGUGUCCUCCUGAUCGAGACUGCUUUGACGAGUGCAACAAAGAACUCGUGAUGACUUUGAAUACUUGUCCCUGUGUUGAACAAAAUAAAGAGCUUUGA
Oikopleura dioica is the source of this 2991-nucleotide messenger RNA. NCBI's taxonomy places the organism in Eukaryota, Metazoa, Chordata, Appendicularia, Copelata, Oikopleuridae. The record is from the annotation of a GenBank genome assembly.